CCCCGCGUCACCGCCCCCGCCCCCAAUCCCUACCCCGUCCGUCGCCACCACGUGAGGCAGGCAGGCCUGCAGGCGGCUGUCUUCGGCGGUUCGGCCCUCCAGCCUCCACCGCGCGGUCGCGCCCCUGCCUGGCCGCCCUCCAUUCCACGUCCUUCGUCGCCGCAUAGCUUCAUCCUCGAGCCGCAUAGCUCCGCGAGUUCGCCAAUCGCUGGCCCGCGCCUCGUCCUCCCCCAGUCAGCCUGUCCGUCGAGCCCCGCCUCCUCCACCGGCCUCCUCCGCCCGAGAGCCAGAGAUGGACAUUGAUUUUGAAGGGUCUGACACCGGCGACGGCAAGAGUGACCAUGCGACUCGGACGCCGACUCCAAGCCCAUCGCCGGAGCCAUCUGACGUCAGAAGAAAUGAGGUCUUCACCCCGAUCCCGAGUACAUCGCUGACACAUAGCCCUUCGCUGGACCAACGUGCACCUUCGUCCGUCUUCCCCCGGCCGCCGGUGCCACUGCCACCAUCGGGGUCAGGCAAGCGCUUGGGCUAUCUCCUUGGGGUUCAUCCCAGCUCGGGCAAGGUGCAAGGCAGCGGCUCCAGCACGUCAACUCCACUGUGUUUGCAACCUGCCGCCGUGGUGGCCGGGGCCAGACCAAAGAAGCGUCCCAGCUCACUUGGUGGCGCAAGCGACGCCAAGAACAGCAACAAGAGGGGCAAGGCUACAUGUACAAGUGGCAAAAUAGUCAAUGAACAUAGGAGCCGCCUCACCUCUCUUAUGCUUGAAACAUUGAUGUGCUCUCAAGAUUGGCUUAGGAACAAAUUAAAAGGUAAGCAAAUAAUGCAUUUACUUAACACUUCUCAUCACUUUCAUGGUACUAAUAGUUGUAUUUAUUCAUGUAUAAAUUUCUGGACUUGUCUUCAAGACAUCCAAGAAGGAAAUCAGGUUAGUAUUUAUGCUUCAAAUAAGACCGUUGUGAGCCUAUUUAGUAAUUACAUACGCAUGUCCUGCAAUUUAUGCUUCACUAGGACUUGGCUGAUUGAGUUGGAGUCUUUGGAGCUGGGUUGUUGCAAGCUGCCGAAGAAUCUGCCCAUUGAAUUUAAUCUACUAUUGUGUUUGGUGUGCUAAGCAGUAAAAAGAACUGUUGUUGUUUGCUGUGAGCCCAAGGUGUCAUGGAUUUGAACUUUUAUUUUGAAGUCCCUUUAUGUUUUGAGGUCCUUUUCGUAAUGUAUGAACAAGAAGUGCUAUGUUGUUGUGUAAUCUGUGAUAUUUGGCUACUUAUGUUGCUGAAUCCUGCUAUUUGUGCUGUUGUUAACAUGCUGUUUAUGCUGCUA
Brachypodium distachyon (stiff brome) is the source of this 1314-nucleotide messenger RNA. RefSeq lists its product as uncharacterized. NCBI's taxonomy places the organism in Eukaryota, Viridiplantae, Streptophyta, Magnoliopsida, Poales, Poaceae. The record is from RefSeq and is a predicted model, not a curated record. The transcript has 2 exons. Gene Ontology annotation, molecular function: protein dimerization activity. Bases 293 to 1108 code for a protein of 271 amino acids.